This is a messenger RNA of Aspergillus luchuensis, 372 nucleotides long. RefSeq lists its product as uncharacterized. Bases 1 to 372 code for a protein of 123 amino acids. The record is from RefSeq and is a predicted model, not a curated record. The transcript has a single exon. NCBI's taxonomy places the organism in Eukaryota, Fungi, Ascomycota, Eurotiomycetes, Eurotiales, Aspergillaceae.
AUGUGCGAUUUUACCGAAUCUACUAUUGUCGCGGACAAUGAGGAUAUGGCAAUCUUUGUGUCUGAAGACUUCGCUUCAGUCAAGUCCGACAUCGCGCGCUUCGGCUCGAUGAUGUACGAGGUGAUCACCGGAAAGCAAUUCAAAUUCUAUGUUAUCCCCGACAUCGAGACCGACCUAGUCGAUGAUCCAGUGUCCAAGACAUAUAAAACCUGGCCGACCGAUGACAAACUCCCAAAUACGAACCCUUUAUUCCUUGGGGAUAUCAUCAAGCGAUGCUGGUCCCGGAAAGGAUUCCUCACAAUGCAGGAAGUUUGCCACGCCCUAGAUAGUUCCGGUCACAAAAAGCCAACGGAUAUUCUUACGGAAGGUUAG